Messenger RNA from Punica granatum (pomegranate), 378 nucleotides. NCBI's taxonomy places the organism in Eukaryota, Viridiplantae, Streptophyta, Magnoliopsida, Myrtales, Lythraceae. The record is from RefSeq and is a predicted model, not a curated record.
AUGGAGGACCCCACCAGCAAAGGAGAUGAGUCGUCGAAGAAGGCCCCCGCGACAUCAUCAUCUUCAAGCGGGAGAAGGGGAAAGGAAGUCUCGGUAAACGCCGUCCAUACGGCGCAACAGGCCCCCCAGCAAUAUUUGAUGAACUACACGGCGGCGCCUCCCGCAGCCCCCUCAUUCGCCCCGCAGGCACCUCAGUAUCGAUCUCAAGCCCCUGCCCAAUCGAUCUACUAUUCCGCACCGCCGCCUCCGCCCCUACCUGCAGUAUCAUCGCCCGUCGUCCACCAUUAUGCCCCUGUUCCAUCCCAAGCUCCUCAAUAUCAACCUCCGGCUCCUAGGACUACUCAGCCGGCACAACGGGCCCCGCCCCCGCAAAGUUAA